AUGGCGCCCUCCUCUGUAUCAAGUUGGCUCGCCGAGCUGCAGCAACAGAGUGUAGCAGGAGAUUCGGCUCAAGGCCCUUGCUGGGCACCACCUGCCGACAUUGGUGGUUCUGCAUCUCCUUGGUACACGACAGGGAAUAUUGAUGACUCCAAUCCUCAAGCAUGGUAUGCGAUCUCAAUAGCUUAUGCAUUUACUGUUAGUGCUUGGUUGAAUAAUUCAAAUGAUCCAAUCCAAUCAAAUUACAAGAAGAACGACCAAUAUUGGAAAGAUGUUGCUGCUGUUUACAACAGUACCACCCCAAAAGACAGGGCAAGGCUAGUCAAGCAAGUGAAGGAUCGCUUUGCGAGAAUUAAGAAAAGGGUUGCAUGGUUUUGUGCGAGCUGGAAGGAGGCUAAUGCUUUGUAUGCCAGUGGUGAAUCUGAUGUGGAUUUAAAGGAGAGGGCAAUGAGAACUUAUGAGGCAGACCAUAAAGAAGAUGGUCCAUUUAUGUUUGAGCAUUGUUGGGAGUUUCUCAAAAAGGAACCAAAAUGGGAUUCCUAUUUGGAACGCCUAGAAGAUCUAGAGCCGGACAAGAGGAAGUUUAGUGUUGAUGAUGAAGUGGGGCAGCAUUUCACUCUAGAUGAUGCUCGUGAUGAACGGCCACUAGGUGGUAAGCAAGCUAAGGAGCAGCGAAAACGCAAAAUAAAGGAUCAGGAUUGUAUUGUAGAUCUUGAAGUUGAGCUUACCAAGUUUGUAGAUGCUCAGAAUGCAGCAAAUGAAGGCCGCAAAGAGAUGCUAGAAACACAAAGGCGUGUGUCUAGUGAGAAUCUUGAAGCUCGGAAGCUUGCGUGCCUUGCAGCAAAAGAUCACAAGGAGUCAGUCAUGCUAGAAACGUACCGAUCGUUGAUGAUGCAAGACACAAGUGGAUGCCCGAAGAUCCUACCAGUCCAGACUCUUCCUUCUUCUACCUCUCAUCUUCCUAUUCAGCCUACCAGCCCAGCUUCCUCUCCCACCAUAUCGGAUUCUGAUGAGCUAGCCCCAUUAAAAAUUAUGGAAGUCUAUGGUACUGAGCAGAUGCGUCUGGUGGAGGACUACUUCGCUGCACAACCACUCUACCCCGAGAGUAUGUUCCGUACAAGAUUCCAUAUGAAUAGAGACCUCUUCCUACGCAUCGUGAAUGCCCUUGGUCAGUGGUCUCCCUAUUUCACUUAUAGGGCCGAUUGUUGUGGUCGAAUAGGGCUCUCACCAUUGCAAAAGUGUACGGCAGCCAUGCGCAUGCUAGCAUUUGGGACCCCUGCAGAUGCCCUUGAUGAGUACUUGAAGAUUGGGAAGAGCACUGCAUUGCAGUGUUUGGACAAGUUUGCACAAGGGGUGAUUCGGGUGUUCGGUGGGGAGUACUUGCGACGCCCCACACGAGAGGAUGUUGAGCGUAUACUUCAUGUUAACGAGUCUCGUGUUUUCCCUGGAAUGAUAGGAAGUAUCGAUCGCAUGCAUUGGCGAUGGGAGUUGUGUCCUUUAGCAUGGAGGGGGCAAUUCACCCGUGGUGAUUAUGGAGUACCAACAAUGGUCCUCGAAGCCGUUGCUUCCCAGGACCUUCAUCUUUGGCAUGCUUUUUUUGGAAUUGCUAGGUCGAACAAUGAUCUGAAUGUGCUCAACCAAUCCCCUCUGUUUUUUGAUGCAUUGAAAGGAGAAGCCCCUCAAGUUCAGUUUUCUGUCAAUGGAAAUGAGUAUACCACAUGUUACUACCUUGCCGAUGGUAUAUAUCCUGAAUGGGCUGCCUUUAUGAAGACCAUACCACUUCCCCAAACAGAGAAGCACAAGUUGUUUGCCAAGCACCAAGAAGGGGCAAGGAAAGACGUUGAGCAUGCUUUCGGGGUAUUGCAGUCCCGUUUUACCAUUGUCCGCCGUCCUGCACGUCUAUGGAAGAGAAAGAGUGUUGGAAGGAUCAUGCUAGCUUGUGUGAUUCUCCACAAUAUGAUUGUCGAAGAUGAGAAAGAGCAGGUCAAAAUUCAUAUUGAUUUGAAUGAAAAUCCCGAGGCUUCAUUUGCUCUACCUCCUGAAGUGAAUGUUGGCGGAAAUCUGUGUUUCGCUGAUGUGUUGCGUAGAUAA
Messenger RNA from Brachypodium distachyon (stiff brome), 2088 nucleotides. RefSeq lists its product as uncharacterized. The coding region runs from base 1 to 2088 and encodes 695 amino acids. The record is from RefSeq and is a predicted model, not a curated record. The transcript is spliced from 4 exons. NCBI's taxonomy places the organism in Eukaryota, Viridiplantae, Streptophyta, Magnoliopsida, Poales, Poaceae.